AGAAGAAAACAUAUGAGAAAAAAAAUCAGAAAAGUUCUUCUAAUCCUUUAUGCAACACAAAAAAAAUCACAAAAUAAUUAGACCGCCAAACCGACAGACAUGCUCACACACGCAGUUACGCACUCACAAAGAGAGAUGGAGAGAGAGGUUACAAACGAGAAGGGAGAUCUAAUGUAGAGAAAGAAACAAAGAGAAGAGAUGGGAUUAGCUUUUACACAGAAGAUCCCAAAAAUAAUCUGCAAAACCAUUGUUUUUUAUUUUUCUCAUUUUUGUUGAGUUUUUUUGCGACCCAAUCGAUAUCCUCCGAUUGUAAUUUGUGCGCAGAGUUUUACAGACUGCGCAGAUAGAGAAGAGAGGGAGGGAGAAGAUGAACAACGGACAGCUUCUGUUAGAUCGGACGUACCUUCGGUAUCUUUUUUGACAGAGGUUUUUUUCACACGCAGAAGAGAGAGAGUGAGAGAGAGAGAGAGACUAUUUUGAAGUGGGGGAGGAGAGAGAGAAAAAAAGAGUGUUUCAAUUAGGUGCGACAGGUAUCACAUUUUUUUGCUACACUUGUCCCACAUGCGCUGACGGGACCCACUUUUUGACGGUGGUUAUUGUCCCGAUGGCUCGCUCGGAUGUUUUGGUUUGAUAUGCUUCCGUGUGAUGAAACACAUGCUAAACAAAGAGUGAUACCCCGUGCUCUCUCCAUAGAGUUAGGUUUUCAUCAGCUUGUGGGGGGAAGUCUGUACCUGGCCUGACGACAUCUGUGAGAAGAGUGAGAAGGGAGAAGAAUCAGCUCAAACGCAUAUCACAGUCGCAACCAUGACUGACUAUGUGCAGGAGCAAGAGAUGGAGAUUGAAGCCUUGGAAGCAAUACUAAUGGAUGAUUUCAAAGAAAUUCACUCUGGUGAGAGUGGGCUAAAUACUUCUAAUCGGUGCUUCCAGGUCACACUUUCUCCGCAGGAUGAUGAGGCAGAUGAGUCAGUGACCACUCCAGUUCAGCUGGCUUUAAUUUUCUCGCAUACAGAAAAAUAUCCAGAUGAACCACCACUUCUGAAUGUGAAAAGUUUACGAGGAAUACCAGCAGGGGAUCUUAAAAUUUUGAAAGAAAAGCUUGAACAAGAGGCAUCUGAGAAUCUUGGUAUGGCUAUGGUCUACACAUUGGUUACAUCAGUUAAGGAAUGGCUAUGUGAAAGAUUUUGUCAAGAUGAUAGUGCAACGAAUGCUGAAGAAGAUGAUACAGAAAAAGAUGAUGUAAUUGUGCCGCAUGGAGAACCAGUAACUGUUGAUACAUUUCUUGCCUGGAGAGAGAGAUUUGAAGCAGAGUUGGCUUUAGAACGAGCCAAAAAGGUGCGGCACCUAUCACUGAAGGAUCUGACGAGGAAGAUGUGGAAGACAUUGAAUUUGACGAUGACUUUGAAGACGAUGAAGAAGAUAUGCUUGAGCACUAUCUUGCUGAGAAAUCUGAUUCAUCCUCUCAUUCCACCAGAGUCAAGUGAAGAAUACAUAAUACCUCAAAAAUAUGAACUAAAGCUCAUUCCUGGUAUGUUAAUGCAGACCAGAAUGCAACGUUCACAUCUCUACCACAUCCUUGCAUGCACAAUCCCAGAGAAGAGAGAGAGAGAGGAAGAGAGAGAGCUUGUUUAUAGUAUUCUUAGUAUUUUCUAUAAGGGAAUUAUAUUUACAUAGUUAUUCCCUUCUUUUUGUUCGAGUUUUAGGAUUUCAUACAUUUGUACAUCAUUAUUGAAGGUGGUUGCCCAAGUGGUAAUGUUGGUUUACUGUGUUCCAGGGGAUUGAAAUUUUAAAACAAAUCCGAGACCUAAAGCUUGCUUCA
Messenger RNA from Malania oleifera, 1816 nucleotides. RefSeq lists its product as uncharacterized. The record is from RefSeq and is a predicted model, not a curated record. Gene Ontology annotation, molecular function: protein binding. The transcript has 12 exons. Gene Ontology annotation, biological process: cytoplasmic translation. Bases 805 to 1671 code for a protein of 288 amino acids. Lineage: Eukaryota; Viridiplantae; Streptophyta; Magnoliopsida; Santalales; Ximeniaceae.